AAAUUAUUAAAUUUCAAGCACCUUGACAGCAUACAAGCUUGUCUUUGUAUUUAUUUUGAUGUUUGAGCAUUCCAAACACACAACGUCGGAACGGAAAACAAUUUUGGUAGAAGCAGUUAACAAAUUUUUAAUCACGUUAGAUCCAAAACGGUGCCAGAAUGGGCAACGUAAUGGCGUCCACCGCAGACGCUGAGUCCUCUCGUGGACGUGGACAUCUCUCCGCAGGGCUACGCUUGCCGGAGGCACCCCAGUAUUCCGGCGGAAUGCCGCCACUGAUCGUGGAGGCUUUAAAGGCGGAAGCUAAAAAGCCUGAAUUGAUAAAUCCCGGAACACUUGAGGAGCUGCACAGUCGCUGUCGCGACAUCCAGGCCAACACCUUCGAAGGCGCCAAAAUUAUGGUGAACAAGGGUCUAAGUAACCACUUCCAAGUGAGCCACACCAUCAACAUGAGUUCGACUGGUCCAAGCGGCUAUCGUUUUGGAGCUACUUACGUGGGUACCAAACAAUACGGGCCGAGUGAAGCCUUUCCGGUUCUUCUUGGCGAGAUCGAUCCAAUGGGCAAUCUUAAUGCAAACAUUAUCCAUCAACUGACCUCUCGCCUGAGGUGCAAGUUUGCCUCGCAGUUCCAGGACUCAAAGUUGGUGGGCACCCAGCUCACGGGGGACUAUCGCGGCAGAGACUACACGCUGACCUUGACAAUGGGCAAUCCUGGUUUUUUUACGAGUUCCGGAGUCUUUGUGUGCCAGUACUUGCAGUCCGUCACCAAAAGUCUGGCUCUAGGAUCAGAGUUCGCCUAUCACUACGGGCCCAAUGUGCCCGGACGCCAAGUGGCUGCAUUAUCAGCGGUAGGACGUUACGGCUUCGGUGAUACCGUGUGGUCUUGCACUUUGGGACUCUCAGGAUUCCACCUUAGUUACUACCAGAAGGCCAGUGAUCAGCUACAGAUCGGAGUCGAGGUGGAAACGAAUCUUCGCCAGCAAGAGUCGACGGCCACGGUGGCAUACCAGAUUGAUCUGCCCAAGGCAGACCUAGUCUUCCGCGGCAGUCUCGAUUCCAAUUGGCUUAUUUCCGGAGUCCUCGAGAAAAGACUGCAGCCGCUACCGUUCUCGUUGGCCAUUAGCGGUCGUAUAAAUCACCAAAAAAAUAGUUUUCGGCUGGGAUGUGGCCUCAUGAUAGGAUGAAUCAAAUUUACAAAUGAAAUGAAACAAAUGAAAUAGUAAUCCAGCGGAAGCACAAAAAGGCGUGCCAUUAAAAGGAUCUAUUAUUUUUUUUCCUUUCGAAUAAGAUACGAAAGUAUGUCCCCAUUUACGUUAUAUAGAUCAAGCUUCCAGUAAAGUCUUUAAAAAUAUAAAACAAACCUCUUACUUAAUUUUGAACGCUAUGUAAUUCAUUUUUUGCUCUCUAAAAGUAGUUGAUUUCAACUUGCAAUUUUUUUUUUUUUCAUUCUGUUUUGUAAUGUUUUUUUUUGCUGCCACUCGAAGACUUUUAGACAUGCUUCGUUGCAAUACAAGAAGCAUUUAAGGCAAAUAAAAAUGCACCAAUGGCCAUUAAAGGAAGCAUUUCAAAAAUUUUAAAUUAAAAGUAAACAAUUAUAUUAAAUUAAAAUAACAGUAAAUAACGUGUAUGGACGGACCAUCGUUGCACAUAUUGAAAACAAGAGAGACGAGACAAUUAUAAACUCGUUAUUCAGAAAAAUCUUUCGAAAUUCUUUCAAAAAAUCGAUAGAAGUUGGCAAAUAAUUACAAAAUGUAACAACAUA
Drosophila sechellia is the source of this 1759-nucleotide messenger RNA. It is a transcript of the gene tomboy40, whose product is annotated as mitochondrial import receptor subunit tomboy40. Bases 159 to 1181 code for a protein of 340 amino acids. Lineage: Eukaryota; Metazoa; Arthropoda; Insecta; Diptera; Drosophilidae. Gene Ontology annotation, cellular component: mitochondrial outer membrane. The record is from RefSeq and is a predicted model, not a curated record. The transcript has a single exon. Gene Ontology annotation, molecular function: transmembrane protein transporter activity. Gene Ontology annotation, biological process: protein import into mitochondrial matrix.